This is a messenger RNA of Plenodomus lingam JN3, 378 nucleotides long. Lineage: Eukaryota; Fungi; Ascomycota; Dothideomycetes; Pleosporales; Leptosphaeriaceae. The record is from RefSeq and is a predicted model, not a curated record.
AUGCUUAUUCCCCCGUUCCAGCGUGCUAGCACUUGCGCCAACACCCGAUCGGCCUUCCCAGUCGCACACCCCCUCGGUCUGGCACCCCCGUCACUCGUUGCAAGUUCGAAUUCCGUGGAUCAAACACGUCGCCCCUUACUGCAUUUGCUCGCCCUGCACAUCGCAGUCAUCCUACACACUGCUCGCUUCCGCCCUCCCAGCGUAGAUCGGCUGGUGGUCGAACGGGGCCUUCCAGGACUGCUACGGGCAGACAAGCUUCGCCUUGACACUCGAGGCUGCCAACGUCCAAGCAGGCCACAGAAACGUUCGACCAUGGAUCGCGGCGCGCAGAGAAAGCAUCGACCAGACUGGGCUUCUUUCGACGGAGAAUACGACUGA